Haliotis rufescens (red abalone) is the source of this 3191-nucleotide messenger RNA. RefSeq names its product myeloid-derived growth factor-like. The record is from RefSeq and is a predicted model, not a curated record. Bases 55 to 549 code for a protein of 164 amino acids. The transcript is spliced from 5 exons. Gene Ontology annotation, biological process: positive regulation of endothelial cell proliferation; positive regulation of angiogenesis. Lineage: Eukaryota; Metazoa; Mollusca; Gastropoda; Lepetellida; Haliotidae.
UUUGAUAGGAUAUGAAAACCUCUAUCGCCAAUUGCAGACAGAAACGGACGGAAAAUGAGUAUGAAUUGUGACUUAUUACUCUGUUGCAUUGCAACGCUGUGUUUUUAUAGCGCCAAUGCAAUAUGUGAUAUGACUGAAGAUAAAAUCCAAGUGAGCGAAUUUGAUGUCAUGCCGGGUGGAGAGAAAAUAAGCUACAAAAAAGAUUGGGAAGACAUGAAGUUUUCCUGUAACUUUACAUAUCAAGCUCAAGGGGGCACAAAGGAGUCGUGGCUGAUGGGACUAAGUGUCAACGCUGACAACACCAAGUUCUCCUGUUCUGUAGAAAGACCUGGAAGCUCCUCAUAUCUCUUUUUCCAGUCAUUUAGGAUGGAGGUGUAUGGAGCUCGAGCUGUGGAGGCAGAGGUCAAGGGUCCAGAUCAAGCCCUUCUAAAACCAGAAGAGUAUAUAAUGGAUGAGUCUUCUAGCUCAGUCUCCCAUGUGGAAGGGAAGUUCCACAGCAUGCUCGGACGUGUUGAGUUGUGUGCGGUCAAGCCCAAGCAGGAACUGUGAAGAAUUUGUCGGAUUAUUGCAAACACCACUCUCUUCUUUUUCUGACUGAAGUUACUUCUAGUGAAGUAUGACACCAUCAAGGAAGCUUUGUAGCAAGGUGCCCAGAGGCCAUACUGUCGUAACUUUAACAUAGAUCUAUGAUAGUCGUAGCACUAGGACCCACCUAUGGUAAAGAUGAUGUGGGUUAAAUUGUUCCAUGAAACUGCAGAUUUAAAAAAUCGGUAGGGCUUUAAGGAUGCAUGGUUUUAGUAUUACAAAUUAUGUGAUUCAUUUCACUUCCCAGUUAUCUGAUAUCAAGUUGAAUUUUACUAUACAGUUGACUCCUGUUAAAUUUUAGCCAAUUGAAAACUUGAUUAGCCCCAACCACUUCACCAGGUGACAGGGAGCAUGGACAGCCCAGUUCUGUAAAGUGCAGCCAGCCUACCCCUUUGCUGCCAGGAUGUGCUGAUUGUGGGUUUGAAUUCCAAAUUCUUAGUCUGCCAGCACCCUACCAACACCAUACCGUACUAUGUUAUCCAUCUUUGAUCUCAAACUUCAGGUUCAUUAACCAUGUUUGGGGGAUUUGGAGUGUGUAACUUUGAUUCAGGAAAUAGUGCUGAGUGCGGCGUUAAACAACAAACAAACGAAAGUUUGAUACAGGUGGUCAUGUAACUUGUUUUUAUUUUCACAUGUUGGAACUUAAAACAGAAUUAUCUGUGUUUUAGUACUCGUAUCCAAGUCAUCAUUUGGUCAUGGUCUUGAGUAUGAAUAGACAGUGAACCUGUUCUUAUCAUUGUAUGAGCACUUGCUAUGGGCUGUCCUUGAUAUGUCAUCAACUUCCGGAGGUUUUCUGUGGUCAGUUGUUGGUUGUUUUUGUUGAACUCCAUUUUAAAUGUGAUAUUUUGACCAGAAUUAGUGUUGAUGGGUUCUAGACAAGGCUUGUAGUUGCAUACAUUUUAGUUUAUGGAUUUCUUUUGCAAGAACUUGCUGGUUGCAUGAUAUUAACAAUAUGCCCUCCUUUUAAUUUUUUUUAUUUCUAAACUUCACUUAUGUCCAAUAAUUGAAAUCAUUUGUUUGUGAUAAACCUUUUUGUCUAAUUUGAAAAUAUGAUGUAUUUGUGGCAAAAAGCACAAUGGUUAAUAUUUCUGUAUGUUUUAGGUUCAUGUAAAGUAUUCUCAUACUUUUUGUGUGUUUAUGAGUAAUUUUUAUGUAAGUGUAUACACCCAUGUGCAUGUAUAAUCCGACAGGGCACCUGCACACUGCUCUACUGUAAAAUGUAUGAUGCUGCUCGCAAGCAGUUUAAAUUGUUGUUUCUAUUUUGACAUGUAGAUGUGUGUUGCACUGCAAACACAAUAACAUAUGUUCACUUACUUAAAGGAACCCUCAGUGUGAUGACGACACUCUUAGAGUAGGAUCCCUCCACUAAUGGGAGGAAGUUUGUUUCUGCGUUUUAACAAAGAAAAUAUGACAGUUUGUCGUGUGUAGCACACUGCUUCAGCUUUCAGCAGGUAGCUUGUAAUUCAAUUACAGUUCUAGUUGAAAUAUUACUGAUAAGCCAGGGUUAGACACAGCCAGUUGUCUGUUAGUCCGAACUAGGGAAAAUCAAGAGGGCUAGUAGUUUUCUAUCAAAAUCUAAAACUACAAUUCCAAGACAGUCUGUAUGUGACAGUGGUGUCUACCCCCAUGUGCCAUGUUAAGGUUAGGCUUACAAAACUAAAAGAAUUGGUUCUCAGGCAAUGGCUUUUGAAAAUAUAGUGCGGUCCGGUGUUUUUUUGGGGGGGUGUUAAAGCUAGUAUGUCACCAAAUUUUGUUUACAAUAAUAUUGGCGAAAUCAUGUUGUUCUUAAGUAUUGUAGCAUUUCACUGCCGGGGUCGUGUGUUCAAGAUGCGAGUAUUUAAAGUUUGUUUGUUUUUUAAAAUGGAAAUUAAAACGAAACGUGAGGCAGACUUUAUGAUGAUGCAGGUGGUGCCUGAGAACCAAGACAAUUAUUUUAGGUAUUUAGCUAUAGAAGUCAGUCUGUAAAUAUUUGAAUGAAUUUGAAUCAUGUUUGGAUGUAACUUUUGUUUUGUUAAUAGAGUACAGCAGUCAAGUGUUUGUGUUAUCACUUCACAUUUUUCAUGAGAUUUAGUACAAACACAUUGAUCUUGAACAUUGAACAUUUCAAAGCAUGAAAGAGGGACUACACUCCAUGGACAGGUGUCAGUCUAGGUGUAGACAUGGUAGCUUUUGGCCUGUGUGACACUUGAGACAUUGUCUCCAUGUAAUUACAGGAAUCAUUAACUACUGCGUUCAUUAACAAGUCAUGUUUGUUGGACUUGUGUCUAUGCCUACUCCCCAUUUAACAUGUUUAUGCCUGUUAAAAUUAUCUGAAGAUUAAAUGAUUUCAGAAAUAUUGCAUUUGUGAACAAGUGAUGAUGUAUGUGGUGGCAGUAGGUACAUCUACCCCAUGUGCCUUAAAUUGGUGUAGGAUGAAUGUUGUAUUGUCUUCAUAAAGGUGAAUGAUUGUAUUUAUCAAUAGCUUACAGUCUUCACUUUUGUGGCAGUACCCUUCAAGGUAAAUGCUUUGAAUGCUGUGAUCUCCUGUAGAUAAUGAGAUGGACAUACAUGGGUGCUGUGACAUGUGGAUAUAGUUACUUAAUUAUUGUAUGCUUGUAGUGAGUGAA